AUGGAAUACAUUGAUACCUCCACACAAGAUAUGAAUGGGCCAGCCAACUUUGGGACGAAUGAGGAGCAGCCUUGGAACUGGCCAGAGGGGAGGCAGCCAUGGAGUCUGACCUGCCUGCUGCUGUCACCAUGUGGGGCCCAGCGAGGGGAGCUGAGGAAGUUUACUCACUAUGAUGUCCACAACUUGUACGGCUGGUCACAAGCGCAGCCCACCUUGGAGGCACUACAGGCUGUGACAGGGAAGAGGGGCAUUGUGGUGAGUCGAUCCACCUUCCCCUCCAGCGGGCAUUGGGUGGGGCACUGGUUUGGUGGCAACUCGGCGCACUGGGCAGACAUGCACAAGUCCAUCAUUGGCAUGAUGGAGUUCAACCUGUUUGGAAUUCCCUACAUUGGCGCUGACAUCUGUGGCUUCUUUGGGGACACCAGCGAGGAGAUGUGUGGCCGGAGGAACCACAACAUCCUCGGUGCUGCUGACCAUGACCCUGGACCGUGGCCGAGCGUGGCAGCAGCUGGCCGGGCAGCACUGACUGAGAAUGUGCGGAGUGCUGCCGAGAAUCAGAUUGGGUAUGUGAGAGUAGGUAGGAGAAAGAGAGUAUGCAAACCAUGGUGGAACAAUGAAAUCAGAGACGCCAGGAAGGAGCGAAAGAGAAUGAGUAAACAGUGUUGAGAAAAAAAAGAGACAUGAAAGCGAUGAGGCAGAGAAUGAAGCUGAACAGCGCUUCCUAUACACUCUUCAAGUGUGCCUACAGGCGCUAUAGGCUUUACCGUAAAAAAAAAAAAAAAAAAAAAAAUGCAUGGGAAGAAUAUGUGAAACAACAGGGACUCACAAGGCGAAUGAUAAUGAAAGCUAAAGUGAAGUGUGAAAGGAGUGUGAUUGAAUCUUUAAGAGAGAAAGGCAUGGAAGGUGGCCGUGAAUGGUACAAGUUCAGGAGAGGUGAGAAUAUAUCAGAGAAUGUUGGUGUGGAGAGUCUGAAAGUGAAUGGGGAAGUUGUAACAGAGAAGAAUGAGAUCAGGGAGGCAAUUGGACAGUUCUGGGAAGAGGUGGGUGGUGUAGGUGAAGUGUUUGGUGUGAGAGAAGGAUGUGUGACUCUGGAGAUGAAGAAUGCAGAUGAACUGAAUGAGAGAAUCAGCAAGGAGGAGGUAGAGAGAUGUGUGAAAAGCCAGAAGAAUGGGAAGGCAGCAGGUUUAGACGGGAUACCAUAUGAGAUGUAUAAAAAUGGUGGGGAGGUUGUUAUUGACAGGAUGACUGAGGUGUUUAACCAGGUCUGGGAGGAAGAGAGGGUGCCAAGAAUGUGGAAUGAAUGCAGGGUGACUCUGUUGCAUAAGGGAAGGCACAAGAGUAAGAAUGAACUGAAGAACUAUAGGCCGAUUGCAUUAUUAAACACAGUAAGUAAAGUAUUUAGUGGAGUGCUGAAUGAGAGAUUGUGUAAAUGGAUUGAGCGAGCUGGAGUGUUAGGUGAGGAACAGAAUGGUUUCCGUGUGAACAGGAGGGCUGAGGAUAACUUGUUUGUGGUAAAUGAAAUGAUUGAGGAAAAAAGAAAGGAGGGAGGCAAAUUGUAUUUAGGUUUUUUGGAUAUAGAAAAACCUUAUGAUAGGGUGGAUAGAGAAAUGCUAGUCAGAGUCUUAGGAAAGAUUGGGUUGAGUGAAAAAAUAAUCAACAUAGUGCAUAGCAUGUAUGUUGACACCAAAGCUAAAUACAGACUAGGAGAUAUAGAGGUGAAGAGUGAGAGAGGAGUUAGGCAAGGAUGUAUUCUGUCACCAACCCUUUUCAGUUUGUAUACAGAGGAGUUAGCAGCCAGAUUGAGAAGAAUGAAUGCAGGAGUAAGAGUGGGAAAUGAGAAGAUAGGUGUGCUCCUUUAUGCAGAUGAUGUGGUGGUCAUGAGUGAGUCAGCAGUUGAGUUGCAGAGAAUGCUAGAUGUUGUGGAUGGAUAUGGGAGAGACUUUGGAGUUAGGUUUAGUAGUGAGAAAA
Molecule: messenger RNA, 1968 nt
Organism: Portunus trituberculatus (swimming crab)
Lineage: Eukaryota; Metazoa; Arthropoda; Malacostraca; Decapoda; Portunidae
Product: sucrase-isomaltase, intestinal-like
Exons: 5
Coding region: 1-666 (221 amino acids)
Biological process (GO): carbohydrate metabolic process
Molecular function (GO): alpha-1,4-glucosidase activity
Source: RefSeq, a predicted model, not a curated record